CUCCCGUCUCCCUACUAUAUAUAACUCCAUCCGGGUUCUUCGAGAUGCUGUUUGGCGACUCGUCGCCAUUCCCGGAGCAGCUCGGCCUCGGCCCAGAGGCGAGUGUCGGUCGCUGUGUCGGAGACACCUGUCCCCGACACCAAGACAGCCAGCCCUCUCCCUUGCCCCGCGGCGGGAGAGCGUGUCCGGCCGGCCGGCGGGGCUUGCGCACCCUCCCUCGCUUCCCCUUCCCCCGCAGCCUCCGCCCCGCCAGGCCCGGCCCGGACUCCCGAGCUCCGGCCUCCUCCUCCUUCUCAGUCACCGCCGCCGCCGGGCUCGACAGCCCCGCCUGCCGCUUCUCCUCCCAGUUUGAGAAGCCAAGGAAGGAAACAAGGAAAAAUGUCGCCAUGAAGGCCGAGAACCGCUGCCGCCGCCGACCCCCGCAGGCCCCGAACGCCAUGAGCCUGGGUCCCCGCCGCGCCCGCUCCGCUCCGACCGCCGUCGCCGCUGAGGCCCCCGUUGAUGCCGCAGAGCUCCCCCAGCGCCGCCGCCACCGCCUCCGAAAUGGACAAGAACAGCGGCUCCAGCAGCUCCUCCGCCUCUUCGGGCAGCAGCAAAGGGCAACAGCCGCCCCGCUCCGCCUCGGCGGGCCCCGCCGGCGAGUCUAAACCCAAGAGCGAUGGAAAGAACUCAAGUGGAUCCAAGCGUUAUAAUCGCAAACGUGAACCUUCCUACCCCAAAAAUGAAAGUUUUAGCAACCAGUCCCGUCGCUCCAAUUCACAGAAAAGCAAAACUUUUAAUAAGAUGCCUCCUCAAAGGGGCGGCGGCAGCAGCAAACUCUUUAGCUCUUCUUUUAAUGGUGGAAGACGAGAUGAGGUAGCAGAGGCUCAACGGGCAGAGUUUAGCCCUGCCCAGUUCUCUGGUCCUAAGAAGAUCAACCUGAACCACUUGUUGAAUUUCACUUUUGAACCCCGUGGCCAUGCAGGUCACUUUGAAGGCAGUGGACAUGGCAGCUGGGGAAAAAGGAACAAGUGGGGACAUAAACCUUUUAACAAGGAACUUUUUUUACAGGCCAACUGCCAGUUUGUGGUGUCUGAAGAACAAGACUACACAGCUCAUUUUGCUGAUCCUGAUACUUUAGUCAACUGGGACUUUGUGGAACAAGUGCGCAUUUGUAGCCAUGAAGUGCCCUCUUGCCCAAUAUGCCUCUAUCCACCUACUGCAGCCAAGAUAACCCGUUGUGGACACAUCUUCUGCUGGGCCUGCAUCCUGCACUAUCUUUCACUAAGUGAGAAAACCUGGAGUAAAUGUCCCAUCUGUUAUAGUUCUGUGCAUAAGAAGGAUCUCAAGAGUGUUGUUGCCACAGAGUCACGUCAGUAUGUUGUUGGCGAUACCAUUACAAUGCAGUUGAUGAAGAGGGAAAAAGGGGUGUUGGUGGCCUUGCCCAAAUCCAAAUGGAUGAACGUAGACCAUCCCAUUCGUCUAGGAGAUGAACAGCACAGCCAGUACUCCAAGUUGCUGCUGGCCUCCAAGGAGCAGGUGUUGCAGCGGGUAGUUCUGGAAGAGAAAGUAGCACUAGAACAGCAGCUGGCAGAGGAGAAGCACACUCCUGAGUCCUGCUUUAUUGAGGCAGCUAUCCAGGAGCUCAAGACUCGGGAGGAGGCUCUAUCAGGAUUGGCUGAAAGCAGAGGGGAGGUCACUGGUGUCAUGGCUGCUCUGGGACAACUGGUGCUGAUGGCUCCCUUGGCGAAGGAGUCUGUCUUUCAACCCAGGAAGGGUGUGCUAGACUAUCUGUCUGCAUUUGAUGAAGAAACCACGGAAGUUUGUUCUCUGGACUCUCCUCGUCCUCUUGCUCUCCCUCUGGUAGAGGAAGAGGAAGCAGUGUCUGAACCAGAGCCUGAGGGGUUGUCAGAGGCCUGUGAUUACUCGGAGUUAGCAGAUGACAAUCUUGGGGAAGGGACCAUUUGUGUUGAGUCCAGCCAGCAGGAACCAGUCAUCAAUCCAGGCUUCACAGACCUGAGCAGUUCUCCUUGUUACUACUUCUAUCAAGCGGAGGACGGGCAGCACAUGUUCCUGCACCCUGUGAAUGUGCGCUGCCUCGUGCGGGAGUAUGGCAGCCUGGAGCGGAGCCCUGAGAAGAUCUCAGCGACUGUGGUGGAGAUUGCUGGGUACUCCAUGUCUGAGGAUGUUCGACAGCGUCACAGAUAUCUCUCUCACUUGCCACUCACCUGUGAGUUCAGCAUCUGUGAACUGGCUCUGCAGCCUCCUCUUGUCUCUAAGGAAACCCUAGAGAUAUUCUCAGAUGACAUUGAGAAGAGGAAGCGUCAGCGCCAGAAGAAGGCUCGGGAGGAACGCCGUCGAGAGCGCAGGAUAGAGAUGGAGGAGAACAAGAAACAGGGCAAAUAUCCGGAAGUCCACAUUCCCCUGGAGAAUCUACAGCAGUUUCCUGCCUUCAAUUCCUAUACCUGCUCCUCUGAUUCUGCUUUGGGUCCCACCAGCACCGAGGGCCAUGGAGCCCUCUCUCUCUCUCCUCUUAGCAGAAGUCCAGGUUCCCAUGCAGACUUUCUGCUGACCCCUCUGUCACCCACUGCCGGUCAGGGCAGUCCCUCAUUCUGCGUUGGGAGUCUGGAAGAAGACUCUCCCUUCCCUUCCUUUGCCCAGAUGCUGAGGGUUGGAAAAGCAAAAGCAGAUGUGUGGCCCAAAACUGCUCCAAAAAAAGAUGAGAACAGCUUAGUUCCUCCUGCCCCUGUGGACAGCGAUGGGGAGAGUGAUAACUCAGACCGUGUUCCUGUGCCCAGUUUCCAAAAUUCCUUCAGCCAAGCAAUUGAAGCAGCCUUCAUGAAACUGGACACACCAGCUACUUCAGAUCCCCUCUCUGAAGACAAAGGAGGAAAGAAAAGAAAAAAACAGAAACAGAAGCUCCUGUUCAGCACUUCAGUCGUCUACACCAAGUGACAGUACUGGCCCAGGCUACCUUCUCCAUCUGGUUUUCUUUUUUCUGUGCUUUUGUUUGGCUGCUGUAAUUUUUAAGUAUUUGAGUUUGAACAGAUUAGCACUGGGGGGGAGGGGGUUUCCACAACGUGAGGGGGAACCAAGAAAAUUUUAAAUACAGUGUAUUUUCCAGCUUCCCGUCUUUACACCAAAAUAAAGUAUUGACACUCACAAGAGAUCUCUUCCUGCCAAGGUUUUUAGUUUGUUGCCAGGUUAGUCUUUUUGACUCACAUCUAAUUAAUUUUUCUUAACCCAAAAUAAGUUUUGAGUCCUUUUGUCAUCCUUGGAAUAGCCCAAACCAGAAUGGUACAGCACUGCUCUGCUGUAGUAUCAUGUGUCAGGGCUUCAUGGUUUUAGCACACCUGUCAGUUUGUCUUUUAAAAAUAGUUGAAUCUUUCCUACCUGUUCAGCCAGUUCUCCUUGUUACAGAAACAGAGGGAUGGGAAUAAAAUGGAUUUAGGACACCCAGUUUGAAUUGCAGUUCAUUUUUCUUGACAUCUGGCCAGGCUGGGUUGCCAGCCUGAUGGGGUAGGUUCUUCUUGGCACUAAUAUGUGUGAGGGAGGGUUUUGCCUCUUGAACAUGGCUGCUUGAUAAGGAAAGCUGUUAACUGUCAUGAAGGAAGCCCUGGGACUUGCCACUCCUCCAAUCAAGCUUGUUUUUUUUGUGACAGUGACCCAAGUUGUAGGAACAGGAGUCUGACACACCUGGAAGAGAGCAGGACAGUUUGAAAGCAGUAGGGUUGUCCGCUGUCUGCCUCCCUCUUACCUAGAGCAGUUUUCUUAUGUUUUGGUUUGAGCUGAAUUUGAGUGAUGUGAAUUCUUUUGCUGCUUAAUAAAGUGACUUCUAGGUUAACAGAAUGUGAAGGCAAAUAGUUGCAAUAAAUUACCUGCACAAGCAA
Molecule: messenger RNA, 3869 nt
Organism: Microcebus murinus (gray mouse lemur)
Lineage: Eukaryota; Metazoa; Chordata; Mammalia; Primates; Cheirogaleidae
Gene: RNF10
Product: ring finger protein 10
Biological process (GO): positive regulation of transcription by RNA polymerase II; positive regulation of myelination
Molecular function (GO): transcription cis-regulatory region binding; metal ion binding
Source: RefSeq, a predicted model, not a curated record